This is a messenger RNA of Caenorhabditis angaria, 2842 nucleotides long. The record is from the annotation of a GenBank genome assembly. NCBI's taxonomy places the organism in Eukaryota, Metazoa, Nematoda, Chromadorea, Rhabditida, Rhabditidae.
AUGGAGAAGUGGGCACAGCAAUUUUUAUUUGCCAAAAAAUCGCCGGAACCUGGAGAGAUUGAUGGGAUGAUGAAGGUGAGUUAGGCUAACUUGGGGCCGGAAAUUUGCGAAAUUUUGAGUCUAAAUAAGCCUGGGUUACUGUAGAGGUACUGUAGAUUUAAAAAAUGCGAAAUUUUCGAUUUUUUGAUACCCCACAAGCCUAGGGUUACUGUAGAUCAUUUUUUAUGAGCUACAGUAACCCAAAAACACGUGGGGGAAAAAUUGAUCUACCAAAACAAAUUGACACAAUUUUUGACACGUGGGGUUUCAUUACAGUAGCCUGGGUUAAUUUGCACCAAAUUUUGAGCUACAGUAACCUACAGUAACCCUAGCCUUAUGUAGGCUCAAAAAAUCCCAAAUUUUGAGCUACAGUAACCUAUAGUAACCCUAGGCUUGUGGGGUAUCAACAAAUCGCAAAUUUCGCAUUUUUUUUAAAUCUACAGUAACCUACAGUAACCCUAGCCUUAUGUAGUCUCAAAAAAUCCCAAAUUUUGAGCUACAGUAACCUACAGUAACCCUAGCCUUAUGUGGUCUCAAAAAAUCCCCAUUUUUUGCAGCUCUACGUCGGCCCUGUCCCUUUAAUCUUCCUGGGAAUUCCGGAAGCUGUCAGGCCAGUUCUGGAGAGUACUGUAAACAUUUCCAAACCUGAGCAAUACAAUAAACUUCGCGAUUGGAUUGGAACCGGCUUAUUGACGUCGACUUUUGAAAAAUGGUUUGGGCGCAGGAAAAUUUUGACACCAACUUUUCAUUUUUCGAUAAUUCGCGAAUAUUUUCCCAUUUUUUCGCAACAGGGAGAGGUAAGCAAUUUUUUUGAGCAAAAUUUGGCUCAGUUUGAUACCAAAUAUGCUUAUAUGAAAGUUAAUAUGAGCAAUACCCCAAAAUUCUGGAUUUUCUGGUUAAAGGAAGCCUCCCAGUCAUAUUUUUAACAUGAGCAAUGCCUCAAAAAAUCUUGGAUUGCUCAUGUUAACAAUUUUCUUAAAGGAAGCUUAUAAGACAGUUAAUAUGAGCAAUAUAUUAAAAUUUUGGGUUUUCUGGUUAAAGGAAGCCUCCCAGUUAUAUUUUUAACAUGAGCAAUGCCCUAAUUUUUUGCAGAUUCUCAUAGAUUUGCUAGAAUCCCGUGCUGACUCGCCGGAUUUUUUCGACAUUUUCCCGUACCUCAAAAAAUGCACACUCGACAUAAUUUGCGGUACGGUAGAGAUCGAAUUUUGGCGCCAAAAAAAUUACUGUAGAUCAAAAAAAAUUUUUGUUUCAGAAACCGCAAUGGGCUCACAAAUCAAUGCACAACUCGGGGAAAACAAUCAAUAUGUGCAGGCCGUGAAGCGGAUUUCGGAGCUGACUUGGGCCUAUAUCAAGUUCCCGUGGCUGUGGUGGAGGCCCGUUUGGUACCUAUCGGGCCUGGGUGGAGAAUUUGACCGGAAUGUGAAGUUGACCAAUGAUUUCACAAGAAAGGUGGGAUUUUUGGGAGCAUUUUGAGCCUAGAUAAGCCUGGGUUUGGGCUUAGGCUUAAGCUGAUCAGGCCUGGUUUUUAGGCCUGAAAAUUUGGAGCAUUUUGAGCCUAAAUAAGCCUGGGUUUAGGUUUAGGCCUAGCCUGAUUAGGCCUGGUUUUUAGGCCUGAAAAUUCGGAGCAUUUUGAGCCCAAAUAAGCCCGGGUUUAGGCCUGAAGGCUUUAAACUACAAAAUUUUUUGGAACUUUUUUUGGCACCAAAUACUACAGUAACCCUAGGCUUAUUUGGUGUCAAAAAACGUCAAAUUUUGCCGAAUUUUCCAAAAAUUUGAAUUUCAGGUCAUCCAGGAGCGAAAAGAGGCGCUGAAAAAUGAGCAAUGUUUCGAGGAGCCGCCACGUGGCAAAAAACGAGCAUUUCUGGAUUUGUUGCUCAGCUUACAGCAAAGCGGAGAUGGUGGGCUAAGUGAUGAGGAUAUUCGAGAGGAAGUUGACACUUUCAUGUUUGAAGGUACUGUAGCUGGGGGUACUGUAGGGGAAAUUUGCAGCAUUUUGAUACCCCACAAGCCUAGGGUUACUGUAGAGGUACUGUAGAUCAAAAAAAUGCGAAAAUUUCGAUUUUUUGAUACCCCACAAGCCUAGGGUUACUGUAGAGGUACUGUAGAUCAAAAAAAUGCGAAAAUUUCGAUUUUUUGAUACCCCACAAGCCUAGGGUUACUGUAGAGGUACUGUAGCUAAAAUAAUACAGUAACCCUAGGCAUAUUUGGUCUCAAAAUGCGUCAAAUUUUCCCGCCAAAAAAUCUACAGUAUCCCUCGUACAAGCUACAGUACUCCACUAUUUUUGUUAGCACAAAAAUUUGCCACGUUUUGAUACCCCACAAGCCUAGGGUUACUGUAGACCAAAAAAGUUCCAGAUCAAUUUUCCCUACAGUAAACCUAGGCAUAUUUGCUCUCAAAAUGCUCCAAAUUUUCGCGCCCUACAGUACCCCUACAGUACUCCUUGUAGGUCACGACACAACAGCCAGCGGAAUCGGAUUCACCAUGCUAUUUCUGGGUUUUCACCCGGAAAUCCAGCAAAAACUGCACAACGAGAUGGAUGAGAUAUUCGGUACAGUACUCUAGACCUACAGUACUCCAAAACUACAGUAAUUUUUUUAAAGGAACAUCCAACCGUAACCCAACUAUGGAGGAUAUCAAAAAAUGUGUGUAUUUGGAAAAAUGCAUCAAAGAAUCGUUGCGAAUGUUCCCCUCAGUUCCUAUAAUUGCACGGCGUUUGGACCAAGAUGUUACUGUAGGUGAGUUGAUUUUGGGGCCAAAAAAAAUGACGUCAUCGUUUUCGCCGCAAAAUUUGCAGCAUUUUGA